AUGAGCCGUCUCCAGCUCCUGCUCAGGGCCAGCCCUGCCGCCCUGCUCCUGAUCCUGUGCCUGCAACUGGGUAUCAGUGAUGCCCAGGAAAACACAACCAAUCGGAAAGCAAUCAUAUUCAGUUUGGAAAGGCCACAAACAGCAAAACAAGGCGAAGAGGUGACUGUGGCACUUAGGCUUAAAACAGAACUGAGAGAAUGCAUGGUGAUUAAAGCUUACCUCAUAAGUGAUAUCGCCUUUGAAGGCCAGUUCAACUAUAAAUAUACCCGGUGCCUCUGUGAAGACAGUCCUGUAACCUAUUUUUGGGACUUUACAGUCAACAGAACUGCAACAAUUAGAGUUAUUGUUGAUAUUGUUAGAGAAAAGGGCAUCUGCCCCGAAGAUUUGGCAGUGGUGCCCAUCUCCGCAAACCGAUAUUAUCAAACAUUCUCCUUGUAUGUGGCGUAA
Molecule: messenger RNA, 447 nt
Organism: Perognathus longimembris pacificus (Pacific pocket mouse)
Lineage: Eukaryota; Metazoa; Chordata; Mammalia; Rodentia; Heteromyidae
Gene: Pip
Product: prolactin induced protein
Exons: 4
Coding region: 1-447 (148 amino acids)
Biological process (GO): proteolysis; regulation of immune system process
Cellular component (GO): extracellular region
Molecular function (GO): aspartic-type endopeptidase activity
Source: RefSeq, a predicted model, not a curated record